Molecule: messenger RNA, 4429 nt
Organism: Cataglyphis hispanica
Lineage: Eukaryota; Metazoa; Arthropoda; Insecta; Hymenoptera; Formicidae
Product: homeobox protein unc-42
Exons: 6
Coding region: 98-943 (281 amino acids)
Biological process (GO): regulation of transcription by RNA polymerase II
Molecular function (GO): DNA-binding transcription factor activity, RNA polymerase II-specific; RNA polymerase II transcription regulatory region sequence-specific DNA binding
Source: RefSeq, a predicted model, not a curated record
CCUCGAUCACCAGCAAUUCAACAUAUUCCCGGCGAUCUUCAGCCGGCAGCUCAACUUCUCCGCGGCGGCCGCCGCCAAUUGCGGCCAGAACAAGCUGAUGGACGAGCUCAGGCCGAAUCUGGGACUGCUCGGCGUCGGCCUGGUCGAGAACGACAGCUUCCACCUCAAUCACAAUCAGGAGAAGAGAAAGUGCAGCAGCGCCAGCUCGAAUGAGCAGGACUUCGGUCUGUACGGGGUACAUCAGGGCCUGGAGGCGAGCCCGCCGACGCCCGCCGCGACUCCCGGUAGAAGCAGCGUCGGGGCCACCACGACUGUCGGAGCAGAAGGCGCUUUUAAAAAAUUAAAGCCUGACCCCUGCGCCUCUAGUCCUCAUAUUGGUCACACACCUACAACAGCUAGUUGUCCAACACCCGCCCGACGGCGACACAGGACUACCUUUACACAGGAGCAGCUAGCAGAAUUGGAAUCGGCGUUUGCAAAAUCUCAUUAUCCGGACAUAUACUGCAGGGAGGAAUUGGCGAGGACCACCAAAUUGAACGAGGCCAGAAUUCAGGUUUGGUUCCAGAACAGAAGAGCGAAAUACCGGAAGCAGGAGAAGCAAUUGCAGAAGGCUUUGACACCAAUUCCCGCCUGCCAAGGUGCCAUGAUGAGGAAUAUCUAUCCUGGUGCUAGCAGAGGUUAUCAACCCUACCCCCAUCCUCACAACAGCAUAAAUGGCAUAAAUCGUUAUCCCCAGAUGGGCACGACGUCUUAUCCGAGCAUGACCCAGCCGUUCUCCAUGUCGCAUUCAGCGUCGAAUAUGUCGGCCGUCACCGGUAUGCGACAAGAUGCAAUGGGGAUGUCAGCGGAGGACGAAUGGUACAACAAGAGCAUCUCCGCUCUGAGAAUGAAUACAGCCCACCACCCGAAUUUGGCCGCACCCAUGUUACAAUAUCAAACAUAAUUGUAAACGGAGGCGGGAGGGCGAUUCAAGAAUCUCGUCAAAAAUCCGAUGUCAUAUUUAUGAUUGAACCGAUCGUGAUAACGAGGGAAGAGAAACACGAAUGGAUAGUGACGAGAUCGACAAAGCCCGAUCGACGUUUCGUCAUUUCGCAAACGAAAAAGGCAAGAGAUAAAAGCAGAAAUACAGAUGAUCCAUUUGCGUUACCGCUAAUCGGCCCUCAUGGCCGCAUCGACAUCCUGAUUUCGCGACACACCCUCGCGUUUCGCUUUGCAGCAAACGAGCUCGAUUCGCAUAUAUUGCGAAUACACACGCGUCAAAGCACUCAUCGAUUACGUUUCCAAUUUCGUCAUAUAUAUUGUUCGGGCAAGCUAAAUAUUAUUAUUAAGCGCGAUGUUAAAUUUGAUUACUACGAUAAAAUGGCUGCAUUUAUUUCGAGCAUCCGAAAUGUGAGUUUCAGAGCGCCAAAGUUGAUUGCGUUGUACGAAAGGAAUAUUGUUGCAGAAUUUCAAUUAGUCUACUUAUUUAUAUUCUCGCCUAUGACUGCUCGUGUGAUUACCGCGACAUAGAUUGUAUUACGAUCGACGCACAGAUUGUUUCUAAUAUCGCGUAUUUUUUUUUAGUCUCACGCAAAUUUAGUACAAAUCUUUUCUCGUAAUGAUAAAUCUUGAAUUAAGAUUCUAUUAAAAGAAAGCAAAAUUUGUCAAGACAAUUUUAAGAAUGAAUUUGUGUAGAAAAAAAAUGUUCUUUUUUCAUGUUCGACAAAAUUGUAGCAAAAUUUAAUUCGAGAUAUUUAUUAUAUUUAUUAUUUUGUUCAAGAAUUAACAAUUUUUUUUUUAUUUUAUUAAACUUAAUUUUGUAAUUACUUAUUAAUUUGUUUCAUUUUUUAAAAGAAAAAAUAAAAAAUUCUGCCGCGAGAAUUAAAUUGAAAAUUCAGCUAAGUAGUCACAUCUAUAUUUCGAUUUUCGUAGCGCAGAAAAAUUUUCUUUAUUUUUUCUAUAUGCUAAAAAAGAAGAAAGUCUUUUUUACAAUAUUGAAGAGAAAAUGCGCGAUGUUUGAGACAGCCCAUAAUUUGGAUUCGUAGAUAGCGAUAAUUCUGCGACUUGCGUGUAUAAAACAUAGAACCGUUUUGUCGCGAAUUCUGUAUAUUUUCUACGUAUAGCGAUUGUCUAUUUUCUAAUUACUUUCAUUAAAAGAAACGUGUCUCUCGACGCGCAAAUGCACACUUGCACGCGACAAUUCGUUAAUCUCUUAACAACGAUACGUGCCACGCUUUCGUUAAUUGACGAAAAAAAGGGGGGAUGGGAGGCAAAGGACGAGACUGUACAUAAGGGUGAAGAUAUAGAUACAUAGAAAGCGUGUAAUCGGCAGAUACUCUAGCAUAUGCGAUUUUUCAAUGUCCUUUUAAAAGUGUAAGCAUACCCUUAGUGAAUGAUAUUAGGCAUUGAUUUGUGUGCUUAUGUUGACCACGAUUUUGGAUAACAAGAGGCGGGGGAGAAAGGCAGAAAGAGAGAGAGAGAGAGAGAGAGAGAGAGAGAGCGAGAUGGGAGCGCGGUUGGACGACGGUAUCUGACAGUGCUUUUUGCGUUUGAAAUUUGAGGGGCGCCAGGGGGGUUUUUCGUCGCGACCAUCGUAUUAUCGAAACUCAUCCCUUCGCAUAGAUUAGAUGUCGUUGCAUACAAAUCUACACAAGAACGUGAUUCGCCAACCUUCCAUAAGUGACACAAAACCAUGUGAUUUUACGUAUAAAAAAAAAAAAAAACAUGAAACGUAAAACACUAACUGUAAGUAUAUAUUCGAUCUAGAAAAUAUCUCGCAUGUGUGAGUCAGAGACAAAAAAAGUUAUAAGUGAGAAUGAUAAGUGACAUAAGAAUAACUGAUAAUGUUACUGAAUUGCUCAUAUUUUUUAAUUCGUGUCGUUCUUAAAAUGGGGAUGUGAUGUAUAUCAGCGUAUCGCAAUAGGAUGUUCAGCAUUAGUUUACAAUAUUAUUCGACGGAAUUUAUACUGAGCGAUUUAUUCGUCGAGAUACUAUUGCAUGGUACGCUUAUAUAUUUAUGUAAAUUUGUGUGCAACAACUUUUAAACUUAUUUUACACUGAGAAAGUAUCCGGUACCGUAAAACCAGAUUCGUCGAAUCGUAAUGACAAGUUUAUUGGGCGAAAAAAUUUACUCUUUUCAUUCAUCAUAGCAUUGAUUACAAAUGUCAAUCGUUAUAUUAAGAGUACAUUGUCGAUAUCGUGAUGAUUCUUUUAACUAUGAAUGAAUAAAGUAUAAAUGCAAAAGAUGGGGUUGUACCUUAUCUUACUCACACAUUCAAGAUUAAAAUAUGUAAUUAUCGCUAACGGAUCAUAUUGUGUAACAAUGUUGUGCUCGUAAUAUUCAAAUACGAUUGCUUCGACAGGCGAAUAAAAUCAGGCAAAUAAUUGCUUGAUGUCGCGGGAAAACUCAUAGCCGUUGAGGUGACAAGAAAUGAAAUAUUAUUCGUAAGCAACGUAACAGAUGUAACGCGUAAAAAUUGGAUUGUCAGUGAGACGGUUGUCGAACGAGCAUUAUUCACUCUGUUGCCGCAGAGUCGGUUUAUUAUUACGAUUGUUCAUCGUCCGGAUGCUUUCCCGCGUAAAAACAGAGAAUCGGAGCUUUCGUCGUUUUAACCGUUUAUAUUUCGAACUCUUCUAUACCGAUGAAAUAAAAUUUUAUCGGUAAAAAUUUUCGAUUUAAAAUCCAUUGAAAUUUUAGUUUAAUUAUAUACAAUAUGUAAUGGAUAUAAGAAAGUCUAUGUAUAACGAUUAUGUGCGCUUUAUAUAACUUAAAAACAAAACUAAAUAUUAAACAUAUUUUAAUAAUUAUUUUAUUCAAUUUUACGAAAUAUUAUACUCAAGUUUGUGAGAUACUAUAAAGGGUUUUGACGUGUGAAAAAUUCCAUAAAAUAAGAAUAAAUUUUUUAAUUUCAAUUUAUCGCGGAAAUUAUAUAAAACUUUCUGCAGAAGUUAUUAUGGAAAUACAAGCGAAAUACAAACGAUUAACACGCGAUUCGCGUGCGACUUCUCCCUGGCGCCUUUCAGUAAUAUUUGGAAUCUGUCCAGUCAACAAUCGUCUAUAUUGGUGUCAUUUUUCGAUAACUGUUUAAUCAAUAUAUUGACUCGAGGAUGAAGCUGCAGACGACUGCGCAUUGUUUUCGUGUAGUUUCGCGCUGCGAUCUUAUUAUUAUCGUUCGCGGCAUUCCACGAGAAAUGUUCCUAAAAAAUUUGUAACAUAUCUUACACGUACACGCUACACACUACACACUCAUAUAUGCAUAAACAUGUACACAUAUAAAAGUGAAUACAAAGAUUUACGGCACGCGUGUGAACAUGUGUAAGCUCGUGCAUUCGAAAUCACACACGAAAUCACAUUGUGUUGAGAGGACAAGUUAAAAAUUAAGUGGAAAUGCAUACCGGACGAGCGUAACAUAGUUUUAAGCAAGGGUCACGUAUUGUACGUAUGUGUUGU